Messenger RNA from Drosophila pseudoobscura, 2837 nucleotides. RefSeq lists its product as uncharacterized. The coding region runs from base 35 to 2809 and encodes 924 amino acids. Gene Ontology annotation, molecular function: serine-type endopeptidase activity. The record is from RefSeq and is a predicted model, not a curated record. Gene Ontology annotation, biological process: proteolysis. The transcript is spliced from 5 exons. NCBI's taxonomy places the organism in Eukaryota, Metazoa, Arthropoda, Insecta, Diptera, Drosophilidae.
AAUAGGCACGUACAAAUUCAACGAAUCAUUCACUAUGCUGGUUCGCCUGGCAUAUGCGACGACGGUCCUCCUGAUCCUGCUCAGUGGAUCAACCAGAGCCAUUCGAGUGGCGCCGCUGAGCGCCAAGCAGCAGGAAAGGUUAUCCCAGGGGGCCAGAGCGUUCGAAGGUCGCGUCGUAGAUGGCACGGAUGCGGAGCUGGGUCUGGCGAAGUACCAGAUCUCACUGCAGGGAAGCUAUUACUACGAUCACAUGUGCGGUGGAGCGAUCCUCAACGAGCGGUGGAUCGUGACGGCGGCCCAUUGUGUUUACGGAUAUAAUCCCAGCUAUCUGCGGGUGGCCACCGGCACUAUUCGUUGGGCCGAACCCGAUGCGAGGUACUUUGUGGAGGAGUACUGGGUGCACUGCAACUACAACGUGCCUAACUACGCCAACGACAUUGCCCUGAUCAAGCUGAACGACUCGAUUGUGUUUAACGAGGUCACACAGCCCAUAGCCUUGCCCAAGGAGCCGCUGGCCAAUGGAACAGAGCUCCUGCUCACUGGAUGGGGAUCUACCGAACUGUGGGGUGACUCCCCUGAUGUGCUGCAGAAGGCCUCCCUCACGUACGUCGAUUAUCCCACCUGCCAGAAGUUGAUGGACAACGAUCCCCUGAACGGUCAUUGCCACGUGUGCACGCUGACGUCGGGCGGACAGGGCGCCUGCCAUGGCGACUCCGGAGGUCCGCUGACAGCCAACGGACAGCUGUACGGCGUGGUCAACUGGGGCUAUCCCUGUGCCACUGGCGUCCCCGAUAGCCAUGCCUCCAUCUACUUCUACUCGGACUGGAUUCGAUCCACGAUAAACGGACCCUGCAAGACCUGCCACUGCUAUGCCAGCAACUAUCCCAGUCUGUGUGCAUUUGGUGUUUCCGCUGAUCCUGCGGCGUAUCCAGUCGAGGUAGUACCACACAUUCGCCUGGACAUCGGGUCCGCCCGAGUCGCCGUGACAGGCGCCCUCGCCCUCACGGGAGUAGGUGCAGAUGUGCCCCACACCCAUGCUGCUGGUCUGAUUGAAGAUCUCCUUACACUCGUCGAGGGGUACAAAGCCCAGACUGAGCUUCUGCAGGUUCUCCGCGGAGCUGCCAUAGGCCUCCUCCGCACCCCAUCCGGUGAGGACUAUCUCAUCCCCCACCCGGACAGGCCGCGUUGGCAGCUUAAUGGGUUGGGUCAGCUCGUUGAAGGUGAUGUUCUGAGUGAGCUUCACCAGGGCAAUGUCGUUGUGCAAAUACGGCUGAUCGUACAUGCAGUGCAUGUGGAUCUCGGCGGUGUAGUACACUGCCCCGGGCUCUGCCCAGCGAUUCGUCCCGGUUAUCACGUUCACCAUCGCCGGAACGAAUGUCUCCACGCAGUGUCCGGCGGUGAUGAUCCACUGCUCGUUGAGAAUAGCCCCACCACAGUUGUGGGCGCCCACAACGGGCUGCAGGGACACCUGAUAGAGGAUCUGCAGAUCAAUGGGACUGUUGCCCCACAAUAUGGUGGAGCCCCAGCCAGUGAGAACCACUUCGGCUCCCGGCUGCAUGGGGGCCACAGGCAGAGGAAUCGGCUGUGUCCGUUCGUUCCACACAAUAGAGUCGUUCAACUGCAACAAAGCGAUGUCGUUGUGCAUCGACGGGUUGUCGUAGUUGCAGUGGAUGUGUACGGCUUGGACAAAGUGACGAUUUUCCCUGAUAUUGUACUGAUUGGUACCGGAGACGACCACCAUCAGCUGUACAUUUGCGCCCUGGACACAGUGAGCGGCGGUCAGGACCCACUGUUCGGCAAUGAUCGCACCACCGCAGGAUUGUGCUGGAACCUCUUUUUCGCCACUUAUCGAAGUCCGAUAAAAAAUCUGUUUAUGGCCACGAUUGGUCGAAGCAGAACCUUUGGUCAGGCCACUUUGCUUUACAGUAUCAAUCACAAUCGACGAAGGGUACAACCAAUAUUUUCGGGCUAUCCAACCCCAGUCUUUGCUUGGAUAUCGGCCAUGAUAUUACCACGGUGCCUCGUACUCUACCUAUUUGUGGGAUUUUUUAAUGGCACCUUGGGGGCUAGGCAAGAGCAGUUCAUAGUGGGUGGCCAGAACGCCGCCGAGGGUGAUGCUCCGUACCAAGUCUCCCUGCAGACCGUGCCGGGCGACAGUCAUCUAUGUGGUGGUGCCAUCGUCUCGGAGCGCUGGAUACUCACCGCCGGACAUUGCGUGAAGGGUUAUCCGGCGGACAGGCUCCAAGUGGCCACCGGGAGCAUUCGCUAUACGCUGCCAGGAGCUAUAUACUAUCCGGAGUCCAUUUACCUGCACUGCAACUACGACCGUCCCAAGUACCACAACGACAUUGCUCUGCUGCGGCUGAACGAGAGCAUUGUCUACGAUGCUCUGACCCAGCCUGUGGCUCUGCCCACUGCAGCCUUUCCCCAGGGAACAGCGGAGCUCCUCUUCACCGGCUGGGGGUCACAGUCGGUGGCUGGUACUCUUCCCGUUCAGCUGCAGCGUGUCCAGCAGCAGCACAUCACCAGCCAGGUCUGCUCGACCCUGCUCGCCGCCUACGAGGAUGUGGAGCUGGGCGCCUGCCAUGUGUGUGGUUUUCGUCAGGCGAACAUUGGCGCCUGUCAUGGCGACUCGGGCGGACCUCUGGUCUACGAGGGAACCUUGGUGGGGAUUCUCAACUUCUUUGUGCCGUGCGCCCAAGGGGUGCCCGAUCUUUUCAUGAAUGUCAUGUACUACAGAGACUGGAUCCGGCAGACCAUGAGUGGCAAUGGAAAGUGUUACCAGGUCCAUAAACAACAAAUUGGCUAAAUAAAUAAAUGUAUGUAUUUGAAAACCA